Messenger RNA from Linum trigynum, 2137 nucleotides. Lineage: Eukaryota; Viridiplantae; Streptophyta; Magnoliopsida; Malpighiales; Linaceae. The record is from the annotation of a GenBank genome assembly.
UGUUAAUUGUUAUGCAGCUGCCGGAGAGAAAUCUCACCCCCUUUCCUUCUCUUCUUUCAAUCGGCAACGGUCGCAGCCGGCAGAGAAGAGCGGAGCUUGGUAGCUUCUUCCCUUGUUGCAAUUUGAUUCGAGUAAGUCUGCUUCUGCUAACCGGGAUCUGUUAGAGCCUGAUCCUAAUAGGAUAUAUCAUGUUUGGAUUUAGCGUUCCAUUUGGGGUUUUGUCGAGCUUCUGAUAAAUGGUGAUGACCUUAUUUGCAGGUUGCUUUUAUGUUCAUGCUUUAUCUUCCAUUUCUGAUAAAUGGGUGGAUUCUGAUUUCAUUUCAUGCCAUCUUAAUUUGGCUGGCAGUUUGGGGCUCUUGAGCUUGCUGUUGUUACUCUGAUUCAAGAUGGCGAAUGCCACCAAAGGAUUGUUCAUUGCCUGUGACAUACCAAUGGCACAAUUCAUCGUCAACCUGAAUGCUUCAAAGCCCCCGUCGCAGAAGUUUAUCAUUCAUGUUCUGGACGACACACAUCUGCUCGUGCAGCCCGAUUCUGGUGGUACGAUACGAGCUGCCAUUUCAGAAUUCAGAGACAAGAAUUCCUACGAGAAACCCGCUUAAACCUGCUGCUGCCUUCUUGAAAUGACUGGCCUAGAAGAAGAAGAAGAAGAAGAAGAAGAAGAAGAAGAAGGGAGGUUUGUGCAAAAUUGAUAUAAUAUGGAAAUUCCAUGAUGAACAAGUUUUAUGUUUGUUUAGACUUACAGUUUCCUAGAUAGAAACCGUAUACUUAAAAUUUUCAUUGUUCUAGGUCAUAUAUGGACAUGAAACGGUGUACUUUGAUUUUCUGAGUGCAUGUAUAAGAUGAUAGAAUCUAAUCAAAUCUCAAUCUCUCUAUCAGCAUUGUAGCAUAAUGACAAGCUAGUUUAAACAAAUAACUCAGUCUGUAUUUGGUUAGAUUCAAUGGAGGGAUGAAUGAAAAAAAUUACACAUGGGACUUGCUCUUGCUUCGAAACCUAUCAAGAUGUCUGCAAUGCCGGUUAAAUUCAAGGUAUGGAUGCAAUAUUCAUGGCUAGGGAUGGCAAUUUCGACCUGACCCGUUUGACCUGUUUUGGGGCGGGUCCGACCCGCCCCGUAGGCGGGGCGGGGCGGGCAUGGGUAGUCUCAUCGACCCGACCUGCCCUGACCCGCCCCAUUCUCGACCCGUUCUUGUCUAAAUUACAUGUAAUCUUAGUCAAAUUACUUAGAAUUUUUCUUUUAUUGCAUCAUAUUUUAGCUAUAAUAAAGUUGUAAAUUAGUAAAAACUUCAACUUCUCCAAUAAUUUAACUACAAUUGUCAUAAUAUUGUUUGUUUUCUUAGUCUUAUAAUAAAAAUAACGAAUAUUUCUAAUGUUUUUCAUAUAAAUUGCAUACCCAUUGGGUCGACCUGCCCCAACCCGAGACCCGUGAUCAAUUACCCGACCUGGACCCGACCUGUCACGGGGCGGGUCUGGGUACCAAGAAACCCGCCCCGGACCUGCCCCAUUGCCAUUCCUAAUCAUGGCAAAUUCAACCUUGUGUUGUGACUUGUGUUGUAUCAUUGAAACCAUAAACUCUUACAAAAACUAUAUUCUACAGAGGAAUGAAUAUUAUAUACAUCUUUGUCACUAACUAUCCUAGUAUGGUGACACUUUCUAUAUUCAUAUGUUUAACGGUUAGAUUUAUUUGUGCAUUAUACACUUUGUGGAUGGUUUUGAUUAGAGGUUAGAGGCUUAGAGCACAGAUGUACAAAUUUCACAUACCAAAGAGUAGCUGCCACCAAAUGGCAUCACAAAGUAAGUGUUGAUGUAUGGUGCGUGAAAUCCGAAUAUACCGAACAAGUUAAUGAUAUUUACUAGUAUGAACAUGAUUUACUUGAUAGCAUAUCGAAAAAAUAUUAAUGUCAAGAUAAUACUAAUUACAAAAAUAUAUUCAAGUCGUAAGAAUAACACUUGACUGAGACAAGAAAACAAACUAAAAUAUUUUCGACAUACCAUUUAACCUCAUUAUAUAAGCCUACAUAAACUUUUCUUAUACAUGCAUACCAUACCAAUCUAACUAGCAAUAGAAGAUUUUUGUAUCCCGAUCAAGAUACUAUACAAUAUCACACAUCAUGAUUCACGCAAGAAAUAUGUCUUUCAAAA